This is a messenger RNA of Triticum aestivum (bread wheat), 1162 nucleotides long. RefSeq lists its product as uncharacterized. The coding region runs from base 28 to 825 and encodes 265 amino acids. Lineage: Eukaryota; Viridiplantae; Streptophyta; Magnoliopsida; Poales; Poaceae. The transcript is spliced from 8 exons. The record is from RefSeq and is a predicted model, not a curated record.
ACUGAUUCGUGACAACGUGCUGUCGAGAUGCCCUUACAAAAAGCCAAUAGUGGUAGUGGACCACCAAAAUUUCGCCAGCAGUACAUCACUACCCUCUCGCUCCCCUGCCAAAUUCGAAUUGCGUUGCGCUACGCUUGUCGACCGGCGAUGCGGCCUGCGGCGAGUCCCGGCGGCGGAAGGAGGAUGUCCCCGGGCGAAGAGGCUCUGCGGUCGUUGAAGAGGCCGCGCCACCCCGUUGAUCCCGGCUCCGGCUCGGACUCCGGCUCCAGCUCCGACUCGGAAUCCGACGGCGAUUUCGUCAGUGACUUGAGGCAGAUCGCGUGCCUGCUGCGGUUGAUCAAGAGCGGGGCCAACAAGGAUCGCCAGAAGAUGUGCGAGCAGAUCAUCGCCAGUGUCGCAGCCAAUAUUCAGACUAUGCUUGAAGAUACCAAGUCCAAGUUUGAGAAGGAAAGGCAGAACUUGCUGAAAGUAUUGUCAGGCACUUCGAAAGAGUGUGAAAGUUCAUUGAACGAAGAGUACACCAAGCUUCAGGAAACAUAUGAAAUGUUCUGUGAAGAAAAUGAUGCACACUUACAAACCUUCAAAGACCUAUUCUCACAAGUUGAAGUUGAGAAAAAGAAACUGCUUGAGCAGUAUCAAUAUCAGAGGGAGGAGACGGCUACAUUGUCUGAAUUUGGUGACACCUUCUCAGAGAAGAUAACAAAUGCCAAACCAUCACCGAAAAGGAUGAAGCAGGAUGACAAGUCUUUCAUCAUCUUCUGCAAGUCGGUUGGUUCAUAUCUUGAGUGCGCAUCGGAUGACGAUUUUGACCUUGAUGAUGAGUGACGCUCCUUCUCUUCUUGUCCAGCGUACUAAUCGUUUGAAGCGACACAUAGAAAAGGAUCUCGUUAUUUUUCUCUUAUUUUUCAGGUUUUCUCCUUUAACCAACAUGUUAGAGCAUCUUAAGGACCUCAUGUAUAGCCUAUAGGUGAGAAGGCUUCACAGUUUGUAUUAGGUACAUUGCCUCGGACUAUUUUUUUUACAUAGGUACAUGCCUCGGACUCGUGAAAAGGAAGUGUAUCAUAAAUUUGUCUGCAAUGUUGGAUUGGCUUGAGAGGUUGGUGUAAAGCCCCAGAUUUAAAACUAGCUUCAACCCAACCUUGUGUUGGAUCGGCGAAGGCCA